Messenger RNA from Tigriopus californicus, 1209 nucleotides. Its product is annotated as serine hydrolase-like protein. The transcript is spliced from 3 exons. Bases 60 to 1127 code for a protein of 355 amino acids. The record is from RefSeq and is a predicted model, not a curated record. Lineage: Eukaryota; Metazoa; Arthropoda; Copepoda; Harpacticoida; Harpacticidae.
GUGGUGUUUGUUAUGAAGUACAUUCACCCACCAAGUUCACGACCCAGGGUCAAAUCAGGAUGUUAAAGCUCACAGAGUCCAUUAUUAUGUCGCGAAACAUUUGCCAAAUUGUGUCGAAGCAAGCUCGAACCUUUACCACAUUUAACUCUCUUCGAGCGAAUCAUACCACUGAAACUUUUUCUAGUGAAGAAAUAAGCAUUGGCGUGCCGUGGGGAAAGAUUGCAAUCAAAACGUGGGGACAAGGCUCCAAACCCAUGAUUGGAUUGCAUGGUUGGUUGGAUAACGCUGCCACAUUUGAUCGUUUGGUGGAUUAUCUCCCCUUAAAUGAGUUCAAACUGUAUUCCGUGGACUUUCCGGGCCAUGGAUGGUCUGAUCCAAUUCCCAAGGGAAUGAACUAUUCCGCUACCGAUGCUUUGAUAGUCAUUAAACGCUUGCAAAAUGAGUUCGGUUGGUCAAAAUUUGAUAUAUUGGGACACUCAUUUGGCGCCGGAAUGGCUGGUUGGUUUGCCUCAGUGUUCCCGGAUUGUGUGGAACGUCUCAUCAUGAUUGAUAUGACCGCUUUUGGUCCACAAGCUUUGAAGAAGCAAUCUCGAUCCACACGGAAAAGUGUGGAACAAUCGUUAAAGAUUCACGAAACCUUGUCAAAUCCAAAUCUAACCCCACCCACUUAUGAAUGGGCGGAUGCCGUCGGACGAGCUCAUAUUGCGAAUCAACUUAUGCAUGGAACCGAUUCCAUCUUCCGGGAAUCUGUGGAGGUCCUCAUGAAAAGAGGUUUGAGAGAGGUUGAACCUGGCAAAUUUACGUGGAACUCUGAUCUGAGACUGAGGAUUCCUUCCCCGGUUCACCUUGUAAUUGAUCAGGUGGAACAAAUGGCGACGAAUAUCGAUUGUCCCCAUUUACUGAUCAAAGCUUCGGACUCCCCAUUGUAUAUGUCAGAAGAGAUUGCCGAACGCGUGCUCAAGAUUUACAAGAAUAACAAUCCGGAUUUUGAGUAUCGUACCGUUCAAGGUGGUCAUCACAUUCAUUUGAACGAACCCGAGAAGAUCGGACCCCUCAUUCGGAGGUUUUUGGAAAAAGAAUUUGUGAACAAAGAUAGCGAAGAUAAAGAGAACACGCCAUUACGAUGAGCGCGAAAAGAAUAAACCGUUUGAAUGUUCCCUCGCUGUUCAAUUGAACUGUUGUUCACAUUGCAUAUUGAUCAAUUACAGA